Suillus subalutaceus is the source of this 1544-nucleotide messenger RNA. RefSeq lists its product as uncharacterized. Lineage: Eukaryota; Fungi; Basidiomycota; Agaricomycetes; Boletales; Suillaceae. Gene Ontology annotation, molecular function: ubiquitin protein ligase activity; zinc ion binding. The record is from RefSeq and is a predicted model, not a curated record. The transcript is spliced from 9 exons. Bases 122 to 1321 code for a protein of 399 amino acids.
GGUGAUCCCGCUUUUAUAGUUUCACCUCAACAAGUAUCAGCUACCCAAGUUUUUUGAGACUGCGCUCGUCCUGCUCGUCUACAAAAUCGGGCUCUCCUUCGCUCCUGUUUCUACGUUUAACAUGUCGUCAAACGCGAAGAAACGCCAACGCCAAUCUGAGGACUGGGAUUAUGCUGAUCUUAGUGGGCCUGACCCAAUGUACAAGAGGACAGCGCCGGCAUGCAUUCCCGCGUCAUCUUCCACAACUUUCAGGGUCAACACCACCGCCAAGGGCCCCGAUCCCAAUUUAACUUCGUAUAGUUCUACUUUUGAUAGCAAGGCUCCUUAUAGCUAUGCAUACACCCCUCCUGCAACUUCUGUGAUGACGAUGUCAUCAGUUCCAUAUUCUUCAUACAACUACAGCUAUCCGUACUCCCAACCCACCCAUCCUCACGCGCAGCCUCAGCCUCCAUCUCAAGAGGCCCUACCACCUCCCGUCAAGAAACAAAGGAAGAAGAAGAAAGACCCUAAUGAACCUGCGCCAGAGAAACGCGGUGCAAUGUUCAAGAAAAAAUGUCCGCAGAAUAUUCUCGAUCGCGUAGACAGGGUCAUGUCCCAAAGAUUUUUCAUGGUCGACAGGAAGCGUACCGGCGACGAACUACGUGAGGAGUUCAGCGUGUUAGGCUCUACAGGGAAUGUGUAUACUGUCAUCAUCGACAAAAUGCCAUCCUGCAACUGCCCAGAUGCCAGUAAGGGCAAUCACUGCAAGCACAUAUUGUUCAUCUUUUUGAAAGUUCUCCAAGUCAGCCAAAGCUCCAGCUUGUGGUACCAGAAAGCACUUAUCACCUCCGAACUUCAAGAAAUAUUUGCGCACGCGCCUCCGGCACCCAACUCUGUCAUCAACCAACGUGUUCGCGACGCAUAUGCACGCGCAACUGGCAAGGCUACUACCCCAUCGGAAGAGUCCGAGCCUGUGAAAAAGCAUCGCGCGCCUGACCCAGAGGACGACUGCCCCAUCUGCUACGAGAGCAUGCACGGUGCAGACGGGAAUACCCUCAUCUGGUGCGAGACUUGUGGGAAUGCUGUGCAUAAGGAGUGCUUCACACAAUGGGCUAAAUCCUGUGGACACAACAUUACUUGUGUCUUCUGCCGUUCUUCAUGGAUCAACGUUAGCACAGGUGGGCAGGCCUCCGGGAAGGGAAAGACAUCAAUGCCAGAGGGAUAUAUUAACCUUGGUAGUGUUGCGGGUUUGAGUCAAGAGCGCGAUACCAGCUCCUAUUACCAUGGCUCCAGGCGUGGGUAUCGGCACUACGGUUAUCAAGAUUAUGAAAACCUGUGUUAGACAGAAGACUGGAUUUUAUCUUUCAUGAUCCGGCCCCUUGAUCCAUCAUCCUGUACUUUUUUUUUCCAAUCUGCAUCCCCUCCAUUUCAUCACAGUACAUCACCAUUUAAAUCUCUUGCAGGUCUAUAUACGAUUGCGCCUUCGAAUUGCCGCUCUAAUCGUUAGUGUACAUGUCACUGAUCAGUCCUAGUACCACUAGUAUAUUCGAAUCUUGGUUCCCGAA